CCUCAUCCCGGAAGUGGGCGAAGGCCGUUGUGGUCAGCGCAGUCCCGCUGUCUGGGCCCGGGUGGCUGCGGGUUCUUUCGGCGACAUGGCCAGCCCUGACCCCCGCUACCCGUGCACCUCCAUCGAGGAUGACUUCAACUACGGCAGCUGCGUGGCCUCAGCCAGCGUGCACAUCCGGAUGGCAUUUCUCAGAAAAGUCUAUAGUAUCCUUUCUCUGCAAGUUCUCUUAACGACAUUGACCUCGGCCAUGUUCUUACACUUCGAGUCUAUCCGAGCAUUUGUACACGAGAGCCCUGCUUUAAUUUUGGUGUUUGCUCUCGGAUCUUUGGGAUUGAUUUUUGCACUGACUUUAAACAGACAUAAGCAUCCCCUUAACUUGUACCUGCUUUUUGGAUUUACACUGUUGGAAGCUCUGACUGUGGCAGUUGUUGUUACCUUCUAUGAUGUGUUCAUUAUUCUGCAAGCUUUCAUACUGACUACUGCAGUGUUUCUUGGUUUGACUGCAUAUACUCUACAAUCAAAGAGAGAUUUCAGCAAAUUUGGAGCAGGGCUGUUUGCUGUUUUGUGGAUUUUAUGCUUAGCAGGAUUCUUGAAGAUCUUUUUUUAUAGUGAGACAGUGGAAUUGGUCUUUGCUGCUGCAGGAGCCCUCCUUUUCUGUGGAUUCAUCAUCUAUGAUACACACGCAUUGAUGCACAAACUGUCCCCUGAAGAGUAUGUGUUGGCUGCCAUCAGUCUCUACUUGGAUAUUAUCAAUCUAUUCCUGCACCUGCUAAGGUUUCUAGAAGCAAUUAAUAAAAAGUAAUUAAAAGCAA
Molecule: messenger RNA, 812 nt
Organism: Jaculus jaculus (lesser Egyptian jerboa)
Lineage: Eukaryota; Metazoa; Chordata; Mammalia; Rodentia; Dipodidae
Gene: Tmbim4
Product: transmembrane BAX inhibitor motif containing 4
Exons: 7
Coding region: 86-802 (238 amino acids)
Biological process (GO): negative regulation of apoptotic process
Cellular component (GO): membrane
Source: RefSeq, a predicted model, not a curated record